CGGGGAGUGGGCCAGUAGCCACGGCGAAAGUGCCGGUAUAUAUGCCAGUGAUUGGCGCGAUGUAACUUCAGUGUGCACCUUCGAACGAUACCAUGAGCACUCCACAGAAGCUUAUAUUACUCGCCUUGGUGGCGACAGCCCUGGCCGGGGAUGCUAAGGAGUCGAGCACGAAACCCGCCAUUGAGACGAAAGAAAAGAGCAAACGAGGACUAGAACUGAGUCUUGGAGGCGGCGGUGGCCUAGGAAGUUACGGAGGCCUGGGAGGUCAUGGAGGUUUGAGUCUCGGCGGAGGCCUGGGAGGCCACGGAGGUUUGAGUCUCGGUGGAGGCCUUGGUGGAGGUCUCGGCGGAGGUCUAGGUGGAGGAUUGGGAGGAGGAGGAGGAGGAGGAGGAGGUGGCGGUGACGGAGCUCGUAUAACUGGUAUCACGAUUCACCGAGAGAAUCAAGUUCGUGUACCACAACCGUACCCAGUCGAAAGGAACGUAGCUGUACCAUACCCGGUCCCAGUUAAGAUUCCCGUGGAAAACCCAAUCCCUGUGCACGUACCGAAACCUUACCCAGUUCCAGUAGAGAAAGCAGUACCGGUGCCAGUGGAGAAACCGGUCCCAGUGCCGUAUUCCGUGCCCGUCAAAGUGCCCGUCAAGGUGCCUUUCCCGGUUAGCGUGCCAGUAAAGGUUCCGGUCGCGAUCGAAAAGGAGGUUCCUUACCCAGUCAAGGUUCCUGUCGUCGUUAAGGAGUCCUACCCAGUUUUGGUUAGCGGUGGCGGUGGCGGUGGCGGCGGCGGUUUUGGAGGUGGAUUUGGAGGUGGAUACGGAGGUGGACACGGAGGUGGAUUCGGAGGAGGUGGUUUUGGAGGACACGAACUGUCUCUCGGCUUACAUCAUUAG
Bombus pyrosoma is the source of this 887-nucleotide messenger RNA. Its product is annotated as H/ACA ribonucleoprotein complex subunit 1-like. Lineage: Eukaryota; Metazoa; Arthropoda; Insecta; Hymenoptera; Apidae. The transcript has 2 exons. The coding region runs from base 93 to 887 and encodes 264 amino acids. The record is from RefSeq and is a predicted model, not a curated record.